Messenger RNA from Carya illinoinensis, 889 nucleotides. Its product is annotated as LOB domain-containing protein 37-like. Gene Ontology annotation, biological process: regulation of gene expression. Lineage: Eukaryota; Viridiplantae; Streptophyta; Magnoliopsida; Fagales; Juglandaceae. The coding region runs from base 118 to 747 and encodes 209 amino acids. The record is from RefSeq and is a predicted model, not a curated record. The transcript has 2 exons.
UGUUUUGCUUAUUUAUUUCAUGGUUGCUUUAGUUCUUUUACUCUCACAGUCUCACUCUCUUCCCUCGCUUUGCUUCGUCCGCACGAUAAAGCGAUCCGAGGUAGAAAGGAAGAAAAAAUGAGCUGCAACGGUUGCCGGGUGCUGCGAAAGGGCUGCAGCGAGACAUGCGUUCUGAGAUCGUGCCUGCAGUGGAUUGAGUCUCCCACUGCCCAAGGUAACGCUGUUCUUUUGCUCGCCAAGUUCUUUGGCCGCAGCGACCUCCUUUCCUUCGUCUCCGCCGUUCCUGAAUCGGACCGACCCGCUUUGUUCCAGUCCUUGCUAUACGAAGCAUGCGGGCGCACAGUGAAUCCGGUCGACGGUGCUGUUGGACUUAUGUCUCGCGGCAUGUGGCACGUGUGCCAGUUGGCCGUGGAGACGGCCCUUGCUGGUGGUACUCUUACGCCAAUAACGGAUAUCACAAGCGCCGGAAUUUCCCCUGACGCAUUUGGCACCGACGAAUCUUCCGUGCAAAGCCUGUUCCGUCCAUCGGUACAGCGCAUGCAAGAAAAUCAGCCGUCCAAUCCUCUCACUCUCUCACUGCAACCUAGGUUCUCCAGAUCAGAGAUAAGUACCGACCCGAGAUUGCCCUCCCCAUGGAGAAUCAAGCGGUCGAUGGACAUGAUGAUUUCGUUCAAGUCCGAGGACUCCGAGAUGACUAGCCUUGCAAGUUCUGGCAAUGAUCGGAAGCUUCUAAACUUAUUCGACUGAAUGGGAGAGGGAGAGAGAUCGAGAGAGAGUUUUAAUCUUAGUGUGUAGAAGUCACUGUGCAGUGUAAGAGAGACAACAGUACUGAUAAUAUAUAAGAACCUUUUAGUUUCAUUUGCCGGAGUUAUCUCCGGCGAGCUUUUGG